This is a messenger RNA of Chara braunii, 1898 nucleotides long. The record is from the annotation of a GenBank genome assembly. NCBI's taxonomy places the organism in Eukaryota, Viridiplantae, Streptophyta, Charophyceae, Charales, Characeae.
GUGGAGAACAGAGGUGGGAAGAAAAUAGGAGUGGAAUAGAGGGUGUUCUCAUAAGGCUCCGCCGCCCCAAUCUGGAAGAAUUAUGAACACGUCAACCCCCCACCCCCCUCCAGCGGGAGGAUCGGGUGGUGGAGAAGCGUCCUUAUCGGCGGAACAUGUAGGAGCGGAUGAUCCGAACAGACUCAGGGCACUGUUGGACUUGUGCUUCGAUGAUGGCCUAUUUCCGGACACUAAUAUCGACUUUGGAGAGACAAAAAUCAUCGAUGGGAUUGGAUACCUGUCACUCAAUCAGGAAGUUGACACAGCAACGGUCAACUGGCUAAAAGCCAGGACGGUGAUUGUCUUAUUUGACGAACCGGCGAUGUCUCUAAGCGUAGCCCAGAGAGAGCAGUUAAUUAGAGUAUACGAGGGGGCAUGGUACCAAGAAGUGGACAUCAACCCAACACAAAAGAGAGGAAGGACGCAUGGGGAGGGUCCAAAUGUCUCAUCGUACGUGGCUAGAACGGAGAGGAUAGCCCAGUGGCUGACUGCCAAAGGUGAGGAUAGAAUCCCGACAAGGAAUGGGUCGGUCAAAGUCCGUUUUAAACCGUGGAUGACAAGGCAGGAAUUGGACGUGAUAAGAGAUAACAAGGCAGCAGGAAAGUUCAGGAUUAUAGCGUUGAGAGUUCCCCUUGAAGCCCUACCUUCGCUUAGGUUUGCGGUUCAGCGAUUUAUGGGAAGAGUGUUGGUGAUGCACCCCCCGGAGAGAAGAGCGGACGAACCUAGGUUGGGGAAUAUCCGAAUUGACUGUGUAUCGGAGGUUAGGCAGACCUUCCUCGAGUGGAUCGUAGUGAGGAAAUCCACAGGAGGAUUUGUCGAAGUACAAUUCGCAAACCAAGAUACCCCAUUCUGCAACAAAUGUCUGUGGUGGUAUCAUGACGAGUUUGAUUCGGAGUGUCCUAGGUUUAGCGAACCAAUGCCGGAAGAGAGAGGCGGCAGACGGGCUAGGGGGAGAGGGGCGAGAGGUAGAGGAAGAGGAAGUGGCCCGAGAGGACCUCAAGGGCAGCCAGUUGGAGGAGGGCAUAGCAUUGGACGAGGAAGGGUAAAUCAGCAAGGGAGAGGGGGUCCCCCGAAUCAGCAUGAGAGUCAGCCAAUGUCAACCACAAGUGAGCUAAACCCGAACUCGAGAGCCUUAGUGGUUUACUCAUCAAUGGCGCCGACGGAGACGGUAACAGAAAGGGGAACAGGAACGAGCUACCGUCCCUUGUGCAUAGGUACAGAAUCAAGACAGGCAGAAGAGAGAGGGGCCCCUGUGCAAUCCGCAGGAAACGUGCAGAUGAGGACUAAUCAGCCAACUUACCCCCAGCCAGUGAUGACGGUAAGGCCUCUACAGAGGGGACAGCCGUUGGCCCUAGGAGCUUCAGAGAACAGAGUGGAAAUUGGGGGUGGGGUGGCCCCUUUCCCAUUUAUUCCACCUCCCAUCCUUCCGACUCACCCGUGGUCUGGGCAGGAUCGGGGCACAAUGCAGGGCACUUGGUGCGUUCCGGCGAAUCCGAUUGGGGGUGGAUUGCCUUGGCAUCCUCCCCCGAUCACGAUGGAGAACAGGCCGCUACCCGGAAGCCCGGCCAGGUGGGGGACAGGACAAGGAGGAGCAGGGAGGAGUAUUGGGAUGGCGACUGGUUUGGUGGAGGGGUGGAGAACGGCUCCGGAAGGUGCACAGAGACAGGGAGGAGUGAGCAACUUUCAAGGGUGGAAUCAGGGCGCAUCCCUUCUCCCAAGGACAUCAGGUUAGCAAGAGAGUUCCCAGACCCUUAUUGGACAAGAAGGGACAGUGGGUCAACACGCCCGAACCCAAGCCGAAGGCCAAACAACAGGACAUCAAUCCUUCGUAGCCAUAAGGAUAAAUCCAGAAUUUGCCC